This is a messenger RNA of Oxyura jamaicensis (ruddy duck), 1587 nucleotides long. It is a transcript of the gene TM6SF1, whose product is annotated as transmembrane 6 superfamily member 1. The record is from RefSeq and is a predicted model, not a curated record. The transcript has 10 exons. Lineage: Eukaryota; Metazoa; Chordata; Aves; Anseriformes; Anatidae. Gene Ontology annotation, cellular component: lysosomal membrane. Bases 288 to 1400 code for a protein of 370 amino acids.
AGCCGGCAGCGCUGAGGGGACGGCGGCGGCCGGGCUGAGGCUGAGGGUCAGGCCCGCCCGCCGCCGGGGAAACAACGGGCGGCUCCUGUUUCUGAGGCGGAUUUAACCUUCCCCGAGCGGGGCGGGAGGGGGCGGCCCGCCUCGGAGCCCGGGCUGGCGAUGGGGCGGGCGGCGAGCGGCGGGCAGAGCCCGGCGGGCCGCGGGAGCCUGGCCCUCGGCGGGGCGGGAGGCGCUGAGGCGGCGCGGACCAUGCGCGGCGCUCGCUGAGGCAGCCUCCGGCCGCGGGGAUGAGCGCCUCGGCGGCCACCGGCGUCUUCGUCCUCUCCCUCACCGCCAUCCCCGUCACGUACCUCUUCAACUGCCUGGCGGCCAGCGGCAGUUCCUGGUCAAUUGUUGCAGUUGGAUUUCUGGUUCUGGUUUUUAUUGCUCUGUUGGCUCGUGUUCUUGUCAAAAGAAAACCACCAAAAGACCCACUGUUUUAUGUUUAUGCAGUAUUUGCCUUUACCAGUGUAGUGAAUCUAAUAAUUGGACUGGAACAGGAUGGAAUUAUCGAUGGAUUCAUGACCCAUUACUUGAGAGAGGGUGAACCAUAUCUGAACACUGCUUAUGGCCAUGUGAUCUGCUAUUGGGAUGGCUCAGCACACUAUCUGAUGUAUCUGUUGAUGGUGGCAGCUAUUGCUUGGGAACAAAGCUAUAGAUCCAUUGGCCUCUACUGGCUGGGUUCCAUUAUCAUGAGCAUCAUUGUCUUUAUGCCUGGAAACAUUGUGGGAAAGUACGGAACAAAAGUGUGUCCUGCCUUUUUCUUAAGCCUACCAUAUAUUUGCCUUCCUAUAUGGGCUGGGUUCCGAAUUUAUAACCAACCUUCGGUGACUCAUGACACUCCAGUCAAGGUGGUUCAGGAAGUGCAGAAGAAAGGACUCUUAAGACGACCAAUAGAUUUAAUGUUAGCUGCAUACCUCAUUCUAGCAAUGGGGUUUUGCAUAUUUAGGGGCAUGAUUGCUCUGGAUUGCCCUGCUGAACUCUGCCGGCUAUAUAUUCAACUUCACGAGCCUUAUAUAAAAGAUCCUGCUGCCUAUCCUAAGCUUCAGAUGCUGGCAUACAUGUUCUACUCUGUGCCAUACUAUGUGAUUGCUCUGUAUGGCCUACUGGUACCUGGUUGUUCCUGGAUGCCUGAUUUAACCCUUAUACAUGCUGGAGGACUAGCUCAGGCUCAAUUUUCCCAUAUUGGUGCUUCUCUUCAUGCUCGAACUCCUUACAUCUACAGAGUCCCUGAAGAAACAAAACAGUUUUUUCUGAUAUUGAACAUAAUGUAUGGGAUUCUUCCCCAGCUGUUGGCUUACAGGUGUGUCAACAUGCCAGAGUUUUUUAUGAAAACAAAACAAGAAGAAAAAACAGAAUAGCACGACAGUUUUCAGCUCCUUUUUCUGGCUGUGUAUAUAAUUGGGCUUGGAAGUAACUGAACUGCUCAGAUGGAACCCAAAUGACAUGUGUAAGAUGUGUAAAAUCGCACAAUUGUGUAAACAUGCAUGGUCUGUUUUGUUUAUCCUACUCAAAAAGGGAAAAUAAAGACAACUGCCUUCAAUAUCA